Molecule: messenger RNA, 1059 nt
Organism: Didymosphaeria variabile
Lineage: Eukaryota; Fungi; Ascomycota; Dothideomycetes; Pleosporales; Didymosphaeriaceae
Exons: 4
Coding region: 1-1059 (352 amino acids)
Biological process (GO): proteolysis
Cellular component (GO): cytoplasm
Molecular function (GO): aminopeptidase activity
Source: RefSeq, a predicted model, not a curated record
AUGACUUCGUUGAAGUUCGUCAAGCUCGAGGAGCGCGGAUGGAUCAACAGCUCGACCUACCAGGAAGGCUAUUGGGCUACUGAUGAAUUAAUUGCGAACAAUGGGACUUGGACUGUGCGAAUCCCACCGAAGCUUUCGCCCGGCGAGUAUAUACUUCGUCACGAAAUCAUCGCACUACAUGUUGCAUUCACAAGUACGGGUCCAUACUCUCUUGAUGGAGCAGAGUUCUACCCUCAGUGUGUCAGCUUGAAAGUCGAAGGCGAUGGGAGGAAGCCUGUCACCGGCGGUGUCGAUGCGAAGACAUUAUAUAAGGGAAACGAAGCCGGGUUGACACUCAACAUCCACACAACACCUGACCAUUCGGGCGAGAUACGCGAAAACACUACACAAGCUCUCGUGUCCGACAUCGAGGCCCUGCGCAAACAUGUUGGCGUCGAGAAAUGGCACAUGGUUUUCGGAGGCUCAUGGGGCUCCGCAUUGAGUCUUGCAUAUGCUCAGACGUAUCCUGAGAGCUGCGGCUCACUGGUCAUUCGCGGGGUCUUUUUGGGAACAAAGGAAGAGAACGAUCGUCAUGCGCUUUCCACUUCAAUGAUCUUCCCGGAGAUAUACGAUCGCUUUCAGGACUUCAUCGCGCCUGAGAAAAGAGGAAACAUCGCAGCAGCUUAUCACGAGCUGCUUACAUCGAACGAUCCCGCUGUCGUGCGAAAAGCAGCGUAUGAAUGGGACAGACCAGAAACUACUUUUGCGACUGUCCAGGAAGAGCGCGAUGACGAUGAGGUUGAGGACAUUCUGCAAGAACAGGUAGAGCAGAUGAGCUCUGCCAUCAUUUGUACCCAUUAUAUGAUGCAUGAGUGCUUCCUGGGACCUACUGAGCUGCUAGACGGGUGUCAGAAGAUCCAGCAUAUUCCGACACGCAUCGCACAGGGACGUCUAGACUUCAUAUGUCCUCCAAGAGCGGCGUAUGAGAUUCACAAGCGCUUGCCAAACAGCGAGUUGCGUUGGUUGGAGAAAGCCGGUCACUCAGCAAUGGUAAGUCACUUUUCUACUAUGUCGUCGUGA